Messenger RNA from Trematosphaeria pertusa, 1005 nucleotides. RefSeq names its product kinase-like protein. The coding region runs from base 208 to 987 and encodes 259 amino acids. Gene Ontology annotation, biological process: protein phosphorylation. The record is from RefSeq and is a predicted model, not a curated record. The transcript has a single exon. NCBI's taxonomy places the organism in Eukaryota, Fungi, Ascomycota, Dothideomycetes, Pleosporales, Trematosphaeriaceae. Gene Ontology annotation, molecular function: protein tyrosine kinase activity; ATP binding.
CGAUCAUAUCACGCGCGAAAGAAAGCGCAGAGUGUGUACCUGGAGAUUAUCGAUAAUGCACCCCAUGUGUUCCUGCCCUUCAUCCUCGCUAUUCCUCCCAGCGCUUGCAAGCACUUCGAUCCAUUCGACUUUUGUCCUACCUGUCCCUUUCGUAUUGUGAUCCACUGCCAACAAAAUCCAUCGCCGGCAGCGUUGCGUUAUUUAUCAAUGGCAAUUCCGCCGCCUCCAACUCUUCCUACGACCGCGUGGACUCAUGCGUACAGCAGUCCAACUCGCAAUCAUCAAAGCGGGCAGUUAAUCGGCAAUGGAUCCUUCGGAUUUGUUUGGCGAAUUGCGGAAGAUCGCGUUAUGAAAGAACCGAAAAUCUACCCCUCAAAAAACCCCGACACAGCUUAUUCCAACAUGGUAAAUCGCGCUGAAAUUCUGAACGAGAAGGCCGUCUACGAGCGACUGGGAAGCCAUGACGGAAUCAUCCAAUGUUUCAAAGCACUGGACGAGUCAAUUGAGCUCGCUUUUGCCAACCAAGGCGACCUAUCGACCUAUAUGCAGGCAAACCCCUUACCAUCUCGAGCGUUCAGAGCCAAGUGGAUUCAGUUGCUGGUGGAUACCUUUAGCUACGCGCAUGCUCGCAGGGUUGUCGUCCAAGACGUUGCUCUCCGGAAUAUCCUCGUACACGACAAUUCCUUAAAGCUGUCAGACUUUGGGGAAGCCUUCUUGUUACCAUUAGACACCGACGUGGAACGCUUUUGUGUCAACGAUACCACCCCUCAAAUUGAGAUACUUCAUCUCGGGUGCAUCUUGUACUCUAUUGCCGUCUGGCAGGAGUUCAAAUAUAAUUACUUCGACACCGAGCGCUGGCCAGAAGCAGAAGAGCUGCCUGCGACGGACGACAUCCUCUUUGCGAGCAUCAUCAAAAAGUGCUGGAACGGAGAGUAUGCCAGUAUGGAAGAACUCCAGAAGGACAUACAUGGUAUGGUGGAUGAGUAAAGAUGGGAUAGAUUUUGA